UUAGCCAAAUUAUACAUGAUAUAUAAUAAUAAUAGAGAAAAGAAAAGAAAAAGAAAAGAAAAGUGUGAGCUUCUAGAAACGGUUGACUUUUUUAAGAUCACUACAGCAGAUAAAAGAAAUGGCUUACUGCAUCCCAAAAUCUCCAUUGCAGCUCUGCAAGACCAGAAAAUGUCUACACCCACAAAGCUUAAGAGCUUCUGCUCUCUUGCAAUGGCUGCUCUCUUCGCUUACUCUGCAUCUGUACAGUUAAAUGACCAUGAUUGGUAUUUUUGGCUUCCCCUCUAUUCUGGAGCAAGUAUUGUGAAUCUUGUGAGCUGGGUCAUCUCCUCCAAACCAAUCAACCAUCUGGGUGAGGCUGUAUUAUGCCUUGGAAUCUUUCUGUUUAUAAAGGUUGUAAUGGAAGAUAUUGGGGAUGGUAUAAGUGGGUUCUGGUCAAUGGAUUUGAGUGAAAGAGUUAUUAGAGAGAAAAUUGGAAGUGGGUUAGUUGUUAUCUCAAUGAUUUUGCAGUUGAUAGCGUCAUCAUCAUCAACACAAUCUCCACAAGUUUCAAUGAAAAGACAGAGAAAUAGUUACCCAAGAUAUGUUGAAUAUGGAAUGGCAUUUUUGGUGGGCUUCAGUUAUGGCCUUCCUUUUGUUUUCUUUGUGCUCCAGAGAGGUGAAAUGAAGUUUUGAUCAUUGUCGUUUUUCUUACAUAUGUUGUCGUUUCUAAAUUGUGGUAUGCAAUGUAUUAGUAUUGUCGUUUUGAGAGAUAAUGGCAUGCCAUUAGUGUAAUUCAGAUCAGACUUUUUGACACAUGAUAUGACACGAAAAAAUAUAAAUUUGGGUUUGGCACCAUGA
Molecule: messenger RNA, 837 nt
Organism: Cannabis sativa
Lineage: Eukaryota; Viridiplantae; Streptophyta; Magnoliopsida; Rosales; Cannabaceae
Exons: 3
Coding region: 16-672 (218 amino acids)
Source: RefSeq, a predicted model, not a curated record